CGUAGAUAUGGCUGCUUUGUUCUUUACUGACGUCUAUAACCUGGGUAACAUACAUAACUUUCUACAAUUCGCGUCUAGUUGGACUUUUUAUAACAAAAAUGGUCAAUCGGUGGUUUAUAAAAGGCGCAUAUUUUAAAAUUGGUUCUGUAGCAUUGAAUCCUUUGGCGGGUAAAAUUAUGUUUCGUGAUUUCGUCUACAUUACAUUUGAUUAUUCAGUUCGUGUGCAGGAUGGUUAUUUCAUAUUUCGUUGGUGGCGAUCGUAUGUUCCAAAGGAUGUUUCCGAGGAUCUCUCGCACUCCGAUACACGUCUUUCUGUGCAAUUAAAUGGCUUUGAACUUCACAUAUACAAUAGAUGCGAUCUGUAUGAUCAACAGGAAAGAACGUUUGGACUAAAACCUUCGCUUCUAAUACCGGUGUCUCCCAUCCGCCUGGCCAACUGUAAUUUGCAUGGGCAACGUGUUAAGUCUGGAAUCUCAGGAUUGCUGCCAUCAAUAUUGCUGCGUGUUUUUAUGAAUAAUGGCAGUUCAUACUCAAAUCUAACAAACUCUUACAAUACUAACACUACUGGCAGUAACCGUUCGGGCAAAAUGCGUCGUUCCGAACAAGAUUCAAUAAAAUCUGAGCAUAAGCAGUCACAACAGCACAUUUGCAAGCCGAAACGUAGCUCGAAUUCAUUUUCUCAGCGACGUGAUUCACGUGAAGAAAGUAAUAGAAAACUGCGUGAUAGUUUUUCAGAGACUAAACGCGCCGUCGACACUGAGUUCUUUGAAAAUUGGGUAGAGGUUGGCUGUAGUUCAUUGGGUCCGAUUUUACUGGAGGGCGCAUCGGCUCUACCUAUACCUGAUCAUAAACUACAUAUCGUGCAAAAUGACUUUUUACGCGAUCAUGAUGCUAAGUACAAGCGUUUGUGGUUUUUGUGGAAUGUAAGCAAUUGCGGUCAGGCUGCCGCUCUGCCUCCGUCAAAUGGCGCCGAAAUUUCACGUUGUGGUUGCAUUGGUGGUUGCGCGUUCUUCGGCAGCAAUCGGAAUGGUUUAAAAUUCUUCAAACCCUCCCCUCAAGAUGUGCAGGACAACUACAACAUAGCGCGCUAUUAUAUUAUCAGUAACAACAAGGACUACGGUUUUGGUGAGAGCAUAUUACAUCAAGGCCAACUGGUGUUUCACACUCCCCCUUACAGCGUACAUUCGGUUUUGCUUCAUGAUAGCGCCGAUUUCAACGGUAAAGGCAAGCAUUAUUGGCCAGCUGUUGAGCAGCGAAAUGGCAGCCUAAAGAAAUCCGAACUGUGCACUAAAGACGCAGGUGGAAAAUUAAAAAUUGGUAAUUCCAUUGAAAUACCAGAUGUAAAUGGACGCAAAUCUCGCGAGAAUGUAGGUUCACCGAAUACGCUGGAGAGACGGAAUAAACGAUACUCAUAUACUACAAACAGACAAACUUCUAUCGAGGUACCUUACGCGCGACUUUUGGAUAGUCCUUCGAAGAAAGUGUUACGUCAAGACUCGAACGAAUCACAGGUGCAAGUAGCGUUGAGACGCGGCUCAGACGCAACGAAGUCAAAAUCUCAGAACAAUACGCUGCGUGUUUCACCACCCAAAACUAGUAAAUCCGAUUCGCGGUUAACCGGCGAAGCAGACGCUGAAGAUGAGUUAGAGAUCCCCGAUGAAAUGUCGCAUUCUGCGCCGCUCUCACAUCCGCUUGAAUUCGAAAUUGUCGAUUUGCCUCUGCAGAUGCAGCUCUCCACUGAAACAUCUCUUACCAAUGGAAGUGAUAACUUGACCCGUGAAGUGCAGCGCACGAUUUCCCUCACUUCGGAGAACCCCUCAGAGAUGUUUUUCUCAGCCGAGGAGGAUAUAUCGAAUAUUAUGUCGCAAGGUGGUUCCAUAAAAAAUCGCAAUGGCUCAAUUGUGUUCUCUGGCAAGAAACGAUUCUCCUCCGAUCUAAGUAUCGGUGCACCAAAUGAAAAUGGACUGUCAUUAUCCACCUUCCGCAGUGAUUUGGAAAUCCAUGCCCCUGAGUCUAAAACAUUGCCGAAACGUCCUCAAAGCACGACUGAAUUGAAUGAAGACGUGAGACGUAUUAAUGGUCUUGCCACACCAAUCAGAAAACUUACAAAUAUUUCAUCAAGACCUCAGUAUCGACAUUUUAUUCAUGAUGCUGAUUCUCGCGGAACCUCCUCGGGCACUCCCUCGCUGUCGUCUAAUUCUUUCAUCUCAGCCAUGUCGUCGCAAGAAGAUGUUGCCCUUGUCAAUUUGCACCAACAGGUGAAUCGGCCAAUCAUCGAUUCACCACUAUUGAUGGCAAGCUAUCUAAAUCAUUUAUCGCAGUUGAAAUGCUUCAAUUGGACCGCUUGCUCUUUUCCAUCAGGACCAGAUGUUUUCUCUACACCCCUAUUUCACGAAAACGACGAUGGCGGGCUGACCUAUAUAGGCAGCAAAAUGGUGCCGCACUUUGACUUGUACGCUUGUUGGCGUGAAAUCAAGGUGGUACCACGGUAUGAAAAUGCGACCGGCAGCAAUAGCUCCGCCACAUUUAUAGGCGGUCCAAAGUCGCAUCCAUGGGAUCCCAGCGUUUUACUUAAAGAAGAGGAGAGCGAUAAGACGACAAAUGGCUUCGACGAUGGCGAAUUUAUGAGUUUGCAAGCAGAAGGGGCAGCUUGUACCUCAGUGGUAGCCCGUUUGAAGGGGCAGGUGAAUGUAUUUCUUACGCCACUGAUGCUGGAAGGUUUGCAACGGAUGGUGGAAGCCAGUAUACCCACUAUAUCAUCACUACAUCUGCUCUCAGUAGUCAACCACAUACACGCUUCAUGCGUCGCGAAGGUGCAAAACGAUAAUAUACUCAAGCGGGAUCAAAGCUUGAGUUACUGGUCACAGGUGCAUUCCAAUUCGAAGCGUUCAACCACAGAGCGUAACUUGCAAGGUCCCGGGGACUCGUUUUUAAGUGAUGUCUAUGAAGAGAGUAUAUCUACAAAGACACAAGGGUUGAUUGUACUACCAAAGAUCAGCAUCACAAUGUUGCAGUCGUCUAUCAUUGAAGAGGUCAUAUCUGUUGCAGCGUUGGAUAAUGUACAGGAUCUGAAUUGCGUUUCUUUACUUACAUUUUACAUAGAAGGUGUAUCGACCAAAUUCCAUUUAGGUAAAACAACUCGCGCCUCUAUGCACAACGUUUAUAUACAGCAAACUGUGCAGUCGGGCAAUAGCCACAAAAAAGGGGGCAUAAUGAAGGGUACACGGGCUCUCCUAGCCCAUUUGUCUUCACAAACGCGUCCGGACAACAUACAGGGCGAACCUAUACUAAUCGAAACGUCCGAAAAGCAAUUGGAAGAGUUGGUAAUUACACUCGAUGUAGGUCGUGCACAUGCGCAGUUGCGACGGCUCAAAACAGAGUCGAGUUACGGCCAGGAAUCUCCUAUCAUCGUUACCGCCAUACCAGAACAUAAAAGUAAAGUACUAUUCGAACUGCUCAAAAUGUCCGAAAGUAUGGGUGGCAUUGACGGUAUCGGUUAUAUAAUGUUUGAAUGCGGUUUGGAGGGCGUGGGCGUAAAAGUUGUUAAACGUUCACAUUUUGAAAAAUCGGAAAAUACUAAAGAAGAUCUGGCUGAAAUCACAGAAAGUGCAACAGAGGCAGCGGAUAUUCCGCGUGGAGUAAACAUAAGUGAUAUAAUGGGCGGUGUAAGUGCAGAUGUUACUGCAACAUCGAAAGCAGAGGCUGCGUGGCGCUUGAUUACCAAAAAGCCACCAACACCUAAAACGCCAAAAGAGAAAUUCCAAACAGCUUUGGAAAGUAUAAUCGUGCCAGAACGUUCAGAAAGUGUGAGCGAAAACCGCAAAUCUACUUCGAAACCACAAACCGAUGAAGAUCCGGAAAAGGGGGGUAAGAAUAGUAACAAGGAAUCUUUCGAACAGAAGACACCAAAUGUAAAAGAAACAGAGAAAAACUCCUCAUGUGUAAUUGAAUUGAAAUCAGUAUGGUUCAAUUUCGCGGCCCCUCCUUGUGUACCUAUUACACGGAAAAUCGAUUUAACCAGACUAGAUUGGAAUCUUCUGAGCACAGCUUCUCCCGCCAUCACUGCCUGGAUGAACCCCAGCAACCGCUUAGCUAUUAAAAUUGUAUCACUAAUGCGGGCCUUGCAUACGCGCCAAACCGCCAUAGCCGCCUGUCUAAUGGCAGAUGCGUUGGAUAACGAAAAAAUUAAGCGCAGUCCCAAAAUCAAAAAGAGUCGCUAUGUCAACAACUACACGCUGCUUUCGAAAACUUUACAAGAGGAUCCGAGUUGUCAACUCUGCUUUAUAAUGCAAAAACUAGUGCUAGACGAAGGUGUACAAAAAGUCGAGCAAAUCUUCCAGAAAAGUGACGUGCCACAUUUGAAUACGUUGCGUCAGGGCGUCAUUGUGCUGAGCCGGCAGUGGAAGAACACACUUUACAAUCCAAUACUUUUUGAACAUCAGUAUAAGAAUAAAUUGGCACGGCCGAUUAAUGUGACAUUUUCAUUUCCGCAGCAGGAGGAAGAUUGCGAUGAUGUGGAAUGUGAAGGUGAAGCAGAUAUGAGUGUAUAUGCCGGAGUCAGCGAUAAUCCUGAAGAGAGUGAGAAUGCUUUAUUACUUGGGCAAACACAGCAUCAUCGAAAUCAUAUUGAUACUUCACAAUUUGGCAUGAGAUUUGCUAAUGAAGCUUUCUUACAUGGCGCGGCACAAAGGUCAAACUCCACAUCACCAAAUAUUCAUGUAACACGAAAAGGCAAAGCAUUAAGUAGAUGCUCAAAUAUUUCACAUGGCAAUUCAUCUCGCUCUAGCAUACAAAUGCUGCCAAUAAUCUCCGGACUGGUAGAGAAGCAGGUGCCGGAAUUCGAGUAUGGCGCAUUGCAGGAGGGUUCAUUGAGUUCUAGCAAUUCAGUAAAUAAGUUUUGGCUUGGGCCGGGGAAUCAAAAAGAGGACUUGUACUUCUGGAUGGCAAAGCAGCAAGACAACAAAAAGAAGGAAAACUCCGUUGAAAAGGAAUUAAUUCGACCGGCACCGGUGAAAUUACCAGGCGCGGGUCAAACACGUGGUGGCAUUCUGCAGGACUCAAUAAAACUGCUCGAUGCGCAUUUGAUAUUUGAGCCAUUGCUCACAUGCUUGGGUGUAAUGCCGCAGCAAAUGGUCAAUAAAUUGACCAAUGCGGACAUUUCAUCUUUGGAGAAUUUCGGCACCAAUCUUUCGCUUAUCGGAACCUUUGAUUCAAUACGUGUUGAUAUUGUAGUUAGCGAGGCGGGUGACAAAAAAAACAAAUGCUCCAAAUUGAAUAAGAAAUCAAAUGGUGCAGGUCGACAGUCGAUUAUUAUAGAUACGCCGUUAUUUUUAUGCGAACGUGUAGGCGUUGAAUUGGAGGUGUUGAAGAAGUCCGAUGGUAUGGUUGAUCAAGCGCGUCAAAAUGUAAUUUAUAUGUCGCGACGACAACUAAAAAAGCACACCAGUACGGUUAUAAAUUUGAGUCUAAACAUACGUUAUAUUUCACAGCAAGUUAAUAUGCCUCUGCUGCGUCUACUACAUCAAAUCACAAACAUGUAUCAGAAUGUCAAGGAUGCUCAAAAUGAAUUUCAUCAACAACCGGAUUUGACUAGAAAGUCGGAUGCCAAAGACGAAUGUAGCUUAGCAUCCGAGCCCAAUGAUAUCGCCCCCUUCGGUUCGGUGCCAGAUCGCUUUGUCCAUAAUGAGAACUCUUCAGAUGAACGUUAUGAUAAAUUCAAUGAAAUGAUAUCCAUGACACAUCCCAUUGGAGGCAGGGUACGCCCUAGUGGCAUCGGUCCCUUAAUACAGCUAACACCUUCCCCUAAUGCCAGAAAUCGGCCAUCCAGUUUUGCUCAAAAGUUACGCUCUACUAGCAAAUCUGUUAAGGGAAAGUUAGGAUACACAAAUCUAAAUGAGACAAGCUCUUCACCAUUACGUGAUAGCCCCAUUACUUCAGUAAGCGAGCAGCAUAUGUUCAAAUUAUCGCUAGAGUCCAAGGCAUCGCUCAAUGGAGCAUGCGCAACCAGCGUCAGUGGUGACUGCAAUACCAUAAACAAAAAUGACUUCAAUGGUAUAAAGCCACUGAUGCUGACGCCAAAUUGCUGGAAAACAAUUUACAAUUUGUUAGAACUAUAUGGUACCAUGCCUGAAACAAAGACAGUGCAACGUAGCUCAAUGUCCAAUGAGACACACGAUGCUUUUAAAUAUGGAGUGAAGAAAACUUCAGUUGGUGGUUAUAUGCGACAGGACACGCGUAAUGAAGAAGAUGAUGGAACAAGUGCUCCAACGCCUCUGCCGCAACAUCGUGAGCUAGUUGAAGCUUUGUCGCAGGAAAAAACCCGGCUGGUUGUAUUUGGUGUGGCGAAAAUUCAUAAGACGCGCUUAAUGGCGACACUGAGUGGCCUAAAACUGGAAGCUGAAAUAACCACCUUGAAUGGCAGUGCUACAUGGCGCAAAAAAGCACGACCGGUAUCACUGGAAUGCUCCGUAACUGGCCAAGUAGGUCGCACCAUGAUCGUACUUUUGGAAGGUGUUGCACCAAAUCAACAAACUGUCGUAAAAGUAACGGUGGGAAAAUGUCAAACGCUCUACUCCAGUUUGACAAAGCGUGGCAAAGAUAAAAACAGCGGAUUGCUCUCAAUUGGCCCAGUGAACAUCGAAAUACCACAACACCCCGUCGCAUUGCAUGGAAUGAUGACUCGCAGUUCGAAGCAGCUAAGCUCUACUCUGCAAGAAUUGCGUGUUGGACGCAAUUCUGGUCGCUCUGCGUCACGUGCACAUAAUCCCGAUGAACCAGAAUCGCCACAUCAUUCACGUUCCGCCGGCAAAAGCGUUGAUGUGAAGGAGAACGCUGAACCACAGCAGGAGCCGAAAAAGAAAGCAGUACCACCACAUAAGAUACCAGCGCAACAUAAUGGAUUACUUCAACCGUUGGUUAUGCAGUUUAAUAUUUUACUGCAUAGCUUGUCGAUAAAUGCAGCACUAUUGCCUUCGUUACAAGCACAAUAUCGUAUGAACUGUGUCAGUUCGACAGGUGUGACUGGCAAUCGUGCAAAAUUCGUUAUAGAUUUGCCAACACAUACUCUAAGCUUUAAUACGAAGAUACAGGUGCGGAAUGAGAUGAAUUUGCCCUCUGAGGCCUGUAUCGGCCUACCGCUAGUUCAUGUGAGCGCUGAAUAUAUACCUGAAAACAGGCAAGAGGAACCAGAACGAGUCGAAGGUAUCAUAUUACGUCGCGGUGGCUAUGUGAAUGCAUCAGCUGAGAUCGGCGAAUUUGAGCGCUGUUUAACAACUGAUCUUCUGAAUCAUCUGGUAUUUGUUCAGAAGGUUUUCAUGCGCGAGAUUAAUGAAGUAUUACAAAAAGUGUACGGCGGCGAAAAGCCAGUGCCCCUAUGGUCUGAAGAUAGUGGUGAUACAGCCAGCGUACAAGAGUCUUCGAUGAAAAGCAUACUAUUUUCGGUCAACAUAUCGAUGAAGCGAAUACAGUUGACUGCUACAACGCCCUGCUCUUCAGCAGUGCGCUUUGAAACUGGCACGCUAGAGCUGCAUUUGUCUAAUCGCGUAAAAAAUUUGGGCGAAGGAAAUGAUCGUAAAAUGUUUGGCAAGGCCCAUAUCGAUUUUAACCUUUCGCUGGGCCAAAUUAUACGUAAUGUAAUCUUUGAUGAGGCUGAACCGGAAUUCCAACAGUAUGCCUUCUUCCAUACAACCAUAGGUUUGCGAAAUGCCUUCCAAGAUGAGUUGUUAAAUGAGGAUAAAGAGCUGGUGUUGUUAAAGCUGAAGCGUCCACUUCUGUAUAUUCAACCGAUCGCCGUUGAUAAGGCUAUUUUGGUGUGGUUGAACUACAAGAAUGCUUAUGAAUAUUGGGCCGAAAAGCGAGCAAACUUGAACUAUGAAAACUCACAGACAUUUGACCGAGUAGCUUUUGGACAGAUAAGUAAUAUUGCUGCCUCUAAUUUAUCUACGUUGUUCCUGCAACUGACAGUCGAGGAUAUGGGUAUUUGUGUACCAUUAAAUCAGCCGGCAAACCCCUGGAAUACACGAACUUUUCACGACUUCGAAAGCAAAGGCGCUGUCGUCAUAACAUUGGAGAACACAAUCAUAUCUGCUUGCAAUUCCGGUUCAUUGGUAUCCAAAGGCAAGUUUCAGGGCUUGUGCCUUAGGUUUGCUGACGAUUUCGAAACAACCCUCGAUGAUUGGAAACCUAAUGCUAAUGAACCUAUAAUGAACGUGUGCGUCGUUUCUGAAGGGACGUAUGAGGUGUGCUCUCGUACCACUGCUGCUAAGAAACUGGAAAAUGCCAAAUGGUUACUAAAUGUUAAGUGGCAAAUGGAAGGUGUUGAUAUACACCUCGAUAUAAAUAUAGGGAAACAACUUUCCUCACUCGGUCACACGCUUACGAUGUUGACCGGCUUUGAGGAAGAAGAUACAAACAUGGAAUCCCCGGACAGCGAUGAGGGUGAUCACAGUUGUCGGGAUACCUAUGUGCGCCGGCGGGAAUUUGAUAAUCUGCCAUCGUUCGUGUUCGAUCCGACUAUCGAUUCGAAGAAGCGGUCUUUCAUGAUGGAAAAAGAAAUGGCGGAGCAACUGAAAAUUAUCAAUGAUUUGCGCACGCUUGGUGCCUCACACAAUACCGUGGCACAUGAAGAGCGUCGGUUGCAAGAACUGCAGGCGAUUUGUUACAAAUAUUUCCGACGCGAUAUGAUUCAGAAAUGGAAGCGCCCCUCUAUGCGUCGUUCAAUGAAGACUUCAAGUCGCUCUUAUUCCUUUAUUGGCGCCUCAGGAAAUCGCGAGCCGGCCGAUGAUACCCUGAUGCCUGGACCAUAUAGCGGUCGUCGUUUAGAUCCCAUAGCAUCUAAUGAUGAAAUUUCCAGUUUGCAAAGCACGCCAGUUUCCGGACAUUCAAGAAGUGCUUCGUUGAAAACAUGCCCUACCAAUCGAGUAACCUUCUCCGAAUCCAUGCGCCAGACCUCACUGCCAAAUGCUGACACGGACAGUGAAGAUGUUGAUUGGCGCACACAAGAAUGUCACGGCGAAUCGACGCCAAGUGAAAUAGACAUAGAUGGCACUUCGGUAGAAAUGCGUAAAAAGCAUGGCUACCAACAAAAACAACAAGAACCCAAUAUAGAUUUUGAGCUAGAUAUUAAAGUGCUAGUCAAUUCUGGCAAAUGUGUCCUCCACACCAAAGAGUCCGCCGAAGAUCGUUUGAUUUUAAGUGGUCCGACAGCAGUGAAGACACAUAAACGAGAGCGCAGCCUGGGCAACGACUGGGGCAGUCCGACGCCAUCACGGCGGCAGCGCGAUAAAAGCAAGUUACGUUAUAACACCUCGAGUAACGCAAUGUUAUCUGAUCUCACCAUAUUCCACAUUCCCGGAUUGGAUGUCAAACUGCACUAUCAGUCCCGUACCAUAGUUGAUUUGUCAGAGCAUUCUCGCAGCAUGAGCUGCGAAAGUCAUCAUACAACGCGCCGGAUCGGCAGCAAACGGGCUUCGUUGUUCGCCUGGAUGACAUUGCAGAGUAUACCAGAAGAAACUAUAAUAUCGCCACAUAUAUUGGAAUUCUUAGAGCAAACCUUGGAACCUAUACCUACCAAAACUCCUAACUAUACUGGCGCGACUAUAGCAAACCCAGUAAACUUGGAUAUUCUGCCUACAAAUUACGUCACCUAUGCUUCUUUUCCAGUAGAUGUUAUUGUCUACUUCCACAUGCAACCAUCGACUUUCCGCUUCUCUUGCUUGCCCGUGUCGCGUGUGGAAUGCAUGCUACAGUUGCCAAGUUUAGAUAUAGUAUUCAGCUCCAAACGUUCGAGCGAUGAAGAUCCAGGUCAGCAGGAACAUGCUUUGGAUAAAACCUCAACUGAAAAAGAUAAAAUGCCUGCUGGUGGCCUAAGUAUUACUGGCUGUUUGGCGGAUUUUAAUGUUUAUAUCUUCCACCCAUACGGCGGCAAGAAAAGCAAUGUCAAAGAAGCACAAUUCUCGCCUCUCUCUGAUAGUGAACGUAAAGAUUCAUUGAGCAUAAAUGUAGAAUUUGUAAAAUUUCAAUUGACCCGUUGCCGCAAAAUAUACGUUGAGCCAGCUGUUAUGAGUAAACGUGUAAUGGAUAACUCGCUCGCCGUCAUACGUUUUUCAACUAUUGUUGACAUCGGCAGUGCUUCUUUCAAGUACGAUAUGCGCCGUUUAACCGAAAUCUUAGCUUUUCCGAAGGCUUGGUAUCGACGUCGCAUAGUGCGUCGAUUAUUCCUUGGCGAUUUGAGCAUGCAACACAUGGCCGGCACAGAGCCUGUCACACCAACUGGUAUGCCAUCUACGCCUAAAGAUGCCAACGGCAACAGUGGCGCUUGUAAGAUACCCGGUUACGAAUAUGCCAGGUCACCUUCGGAUGCAUUCUAUAGCAAAGGCAAAAUGCGGCUUGACUUCGAUUCCCAAUCGUCUACUCCACAGCAGCCAGCACAUUCUGGUUCCGUGCGUAAACUACGUUCAUUGGAAAAAUCAUCAAGUGCAGAAUCAUCAAGCACACCUUCUGAGAAAAAUCAAAUUACUGCUUGGGAAACACUAGUUCUAUUCGCUAUAAAUUUUACUAAAUUGAAUGUACAGAUGAAUAUGGGUAAUGUAAUGGGAAAUGUGGUGUGGUUAACUAAGGACUUCCAGUCAGAUGGCAGGCUCUCUAUUGGCAGCACUGGCUAUAAAAAUAUGUACAUUGGCAUAUAUUUGGGUGGCUCUUCACUGGACGCUAAAGGUGGCAUCGUCGGUGGUAGCUUUGAAGUGAAUAAAAUCAAUACUCGUUUCCACAUUAAGGAAGAAUCUGGCGUGGAGCCCUACCACACCAUACGUUUGAGUUUUGUGGCUUUGGAGCUACGACUAGACUACAUGGGCACAUCGGUAUUGAUGACGCGUAUUAGUUCAUUUUCGGCCGCGAUGAAAGACGAAUGGAAGACGUCAAUAAAUACGCUGUCUACUACAGAUUAUGGUGGAAGUAUGGCCACAGUGGGUGGAUAUACCACCAAACCUCGAGCUAUCAUUUUCAUACACGGUGAUCUAUCUUGGGAUCAGCUUCAAAUAAUGAUAUCAAAAUCUACUACAGCUGAUUUGCUAAAAAUGUAUUACAAACUGGAAGAAUUCUUCACUCAGCAAUUCAAGUCCUCGAAGCGUGUAUUUUCCAGCCUUGAGCCGCGUUUGCAUGAGCGCAAUGCUAGCAUGAAGCGCAGACAGAAUCGUGACAAGAAGAAAACCUCAACAAAUGGAGCUGCUGAUGCGGCAACUAAUAUACCCGACCUCAGUAAUACCGACGCUCGCCAUCAUCGUCACUGGCAGAAACCAUUGGAACAGGCUAUCGGCUUAGUAGUACCUACUCUGGUGACACGGCUACCACGCAAUGGCAAUGUCCUCGGUGGCACUGUGGAGCUGCAUGGUAAUAACAUUUCUUUGGCUUGCUUCCAUGGUAUCAACUUCAAGUCAAAAUCUUGGGCUUUGUUCAGUUUAAAAUCCCCCUCUAUAAAUUUUGCUACUGAAGCGCAUCAAGCGCAGGAUACACAUGAUGUGUUUGUAACGCAGACGCUGACGUCUUGCUUGGGGCAGUCGACGGAGGUGCAACAGCAAAAUCACUCCAUGGCUAUAGUUAGCAGAAUUACACGCAAUAUAAUCUUUCCACCGCAGUUCAAAGCACUUAAUGAGUGGUUCCACUAUGCAUUCGCUAAUAGCGAAAUUGAUUCAGUGGAUCGUUUUCCCACAUUGGAGCGUGAUCGUGAGAUUGCUUCAAAUUCCAUAGAACGUAGUCGUGCCGCAGGCGCGAGUGCAAGCAGUUCCUCGAAAACGCAGGAACACAAUCACAACCGUGAGGUGAUCUUUGCGCUGCCAAGUUUACAGCUGAAUUUCAAGACCGAACACAGACAAGGCGCAACCACACCAGAACCAAAAGAAAUUAAGCCUGAGGUACUCUGUAGUUUUAUAACAGAGUUUGAUGAUCACAUCUUUGUGACCGUUGAUGCUGAUGCAUUUUUCUUCCUGCACGAUUUGAUCACAUCGUAUGUUAAGGAGAAGGAGAAAAUUAUCGGUACCCAAUCGACACGUGCCGCUUCGCCAAAUCUAUCACAGAACUUAAAGGGUCAAGUGAAGACCUACGUCACCGACGAAAUACACAAAGAUACAAAUAAAGCAUCGUUCGGUGGUAUGAAUUCCGCUAGCGGUAAUGGCACUACGUCCAUCAAUGUUUCGAGCACUACAUCACACCAGAGCAGCAUGCAUGUCGUUAGUCACAGUAAAACGGAUGUUACCGCAGCUUUUUGUGUUGACAAUAGAGACGUCACUACUUUAGCAUCGUCAUUAACAUCAACAGCGGCAGCAGUAGCUAGUUUGACUUCGACCACUGCCAGCACGGUAACGAGUGAAUCGGCCAGUGGCGGAUCCAAAAAUGAAAAUCCUAUAGAUUUAGAGUCAUUUGUACGCGAUUGGCGUCGUUUCGAAUGUCAGACUUGGCAUUUAGAACCAACUGUGCGACUGCUCUCUUGGGCAGGAAAAUCUAUUGAGCCAUAUGGCAUUGAUUACAUAUUGAAUAAGCUUGGUUUUGCUCAUGCUCGUACAACUAUACCAAAGUGGCUGCAACGUGGCUUUAUGGAUCCGCUAGAUAAAGUGCAAGCGCUAAUGAUGUUGCAGCUGCUGACGAUGGUGCGGGAAAAUAAAGUCGAAAAUGCGUCAAAAUCGGACUAGGCGAAUUAGUUGCAGUCUAGUUCAAACCUAAUUUUAGUACUAUUUUUAGCAAAUAAGUUAUGAACGGAUGGUCGUAGAACGGUAUAAUACGAUUUCAUUAGUCUUGAAUGCCUUGUGUGAUGAAGUUUUUGUAAAAAUUUAUAAAUGACUUUCACGAUUUCGUAAAUUUUUUUUAAUGUAAAUUAUGCAAUACUCGAAGUAUUAUUGAAAGUGUAAUAUGUUUAAAUAUAACCCAAGGCGUAUGCCUUGACAUAACCUA
Messenger RNA from Rhagoletis pomonella (apple maggot), 12939 nucleotides. It is a transcript of the gene tweek, whose product is annotated as transmembrane protein KIAA1109 homolog. Lineage: Eukaryota; Metazoa; Arthropoda; Insecta; Diptera; Tephritidae. The transcript has 36 exons. The coding region runs from base 99 to 12680 and encodes 4193 amino acids. Gene Ontology annotation, biological process: synaptic vesicle endocytosis. The record is from RefSeq and is a predicted model, not a curated record.